ACCUUUCUGAGAAAAACAAUGAAGAUUUUCAACUGGGUGCACAAGAGGUUUCACCAUAACCCUCCUAAAGAUGGGUUUGCUUCAAACAUGAAAAAGAAUGAACCUACAAUAAACAAUGUGGAUAGUCAAGCCUUGCCAAAACAAGUUGCCCUUACUGAUUUGCUUGGUGGUUGGAAUGAUGGCAUUCUAACCAUUGGUACUCUUGGCUAUGAUCCCUUGAAGUCCAUCAACCAUAGCAAAGAAUACUUUGCUUUGGAAACUGACGAUGAUCAAGAUAAUGCUGAACAAGAGGACCUGAAUCCAUUGAUGCACAACACAUUUGAGCACAACUUUGAGGAUGUUGUUAGUGAAAACCAUGAUGCCAAUGCUAGGACAGAGGAAGUGGUUAGGACCUUCAAUGAAAUUGUUCAGGCUCCACCUGUGGAAGUGGUUAGGACCUUCAACGAAAUUGUUCAAGCUCCACCUGUGAUUUCUCAUGAAGUCAUGGAAUCAAACGAUGAGGAGAUUGAUCAAAAGAAGAAGAAAGGGGAAAGGAUCACAUUAUAUGACCUCUUCUUGGCUGAUUCUGAUGUCAAGUUAAAACUGGACCCUGCCAAAGCCAUGCUUGAGUCAAGUGAAAAACAAAGCCUUAAAACAAAGCAUGGACUUUCUUUUGCCAAGAAGCUAAUUCCCCGAGUUAAGGACAAUCCUCAUCCAAUGAAAGAAAUCAAGAAACUGAUGAAGAAGAUGUUAAAGAGGAAAAUCCAUCCUGAUCUUGAUGUUAAGAAUCACAAACCAGAAGGCCAGGAAGUCAGUACAGCAGGAAUCAUGGAUAAUUAAUGAAGGCCCAAGUUAUUUUCUUCCAAUUUAAGGUACGAGCUAAUGUUGAGCUCUGGAGUGUCACUGUUUAUCUUGAAAUGUAGAUUUCUUUAUGAUAUAUGUAACAUUAAAUACUUAGAUUUUCUUCGUAUUGAACCAUGUGAUUUUGUUUUUGUUGGCUUUAAUUUGAC
This is a messenger RNA of Gastrolobium bilobum, 989 nucleotides long. RefSeq names its product protein TILLER ANGLE CONTROL 1-like. The transcript has 5 exons. The record is from RefSeq and is a predicted model, not a curated record. NCBI's taxonomy places the organism in Eukaryota, Viridiplantae, Streptophyta, Magnoliopsida, Fabales, Fabaceae. The coding region runs from base 19 to 819 and encodes 266 amino acids. Gene Ontology annotation, biological process: morphogenesis of a branching structure.